Solanum verrucosum is the source of this 1387-nucleotide messenger RNA. RefSeq names its product transcription factor GTE6-like. Bases 23 to 1204 code for a protein of 393 amino acids. The transcript is spliced from 9 exons. Gene Ontology annotation, molecular function: protein binding. The record is from RefSeq and is a predicted model, not a curated record. Lineage: Eukaryota; Viridiplantae; Streptophyta; Magnoliopsida; Solanales; Solanaceae.
UGAUUUAACAACUUCAUGACUCAUGAUCGUCUUUCAAAUGCAACUGCUUAGCAUGGAAUGUGCGGAUGCAUCCAAUUUGGACUUAGAAAAUGUAGGACCACGAGUUAAUGGUGGGGAAGUGGAUGGUUUUAGAUGCAGUGUUGAUGAGCUACUCAUGAAAAUUGACAAGCUUGAACAAAGAGUGAAUGAAGUUGAGAAGUUUUACUUGAAUACAAGUAUAAAGCAACCAAACACCUCAAAGAAUGCUUCUUCAGGGAAACACAAAGAUAAGGAUAAACAUGUUCCUGGCUUUAAGAAGCUACAACAGGAAGCAUCACGCAGAGAGGCUGCUGCAGCUAAGAGGAUGCAGGAGCUUAUGCGCCAGUUUGGCACAAUAUUGCGCCAGAUCACUCAGCACAAAUGGGCUUGGCCUUUUAUGCAGCCCGUUGAUGUUGCAGGACUUGGGUUGCAUGACUAUUAUGAGAUUAUUGACAGACCCAUGGACUUUAGUACAAUAAAGAACCAAAUGGAGGCCAUGGAUGGCACCGGGUAUAAGCAUGUCAGAGAGAUUAGUGCUGAUGUUAGGCUGGUGUUCAAGAAUGCAAUGAAGUACAAUGAUGACAAGAGUGAUGUUCAUCUGAUGGCGAAAACAUUACUCGAAAAAUUUGAGGAGAAAUGGUUACAACUUCUGCCAAAAGUUAAUGAGGAGGAAAAAAGACGAGAAGAGGAGGAAGCUGAAGCCCAACUGAAUAUGCAGCUUGCUCAGGAGUCUGCUCAUGCCAAACUAGCCAGGGAUUUGUGUAACGAGCUUUAUGAAGUUGACACACACGUGGAGGAACUCAGAGAGAUGGUGGUCAGAAGAUGCAGGAAAAUAUCAAUAGAGGAGAAGAGAAAUCUAGGGAUAGCUCUCACGAAGUUAUCUCCUGAUGAUCUUAGUAAGGCACUGGAGAUAGUAGCACAAAAUAACCCACUAUUUCCAGCUUCAGCAGAAGAGGUGGAACUUGACAUUGAUACCCAGAGCGAAUUGACACUGUGGAGGCUAAAAUUCUUCACCAAGGAUGCAUUAGAAGUUCAUGGUAAGAGUUCAAGCAAAGGUGACAACAGUAACUCAGCCAAUGUUGCUGCUGCUAAUCUUAAUAUUAGUGCUGCCUCCAGAAGAAAAAGGGUGAUUUGUGAUGCACUUGUGAAGAAUGCCAAGAAACGAAAUAAAAAACCCUCUAAAUGAAUUUGUUUAUGAAACGGGCUGCAGUAUAGGUGUUUAGUUCAUGUGUAUCAUCAUCAGAAGAAAAGGUUUAUUUGUCUUAUCGCAUUCAUUCUCAAAUGAAAGAAUGAAUGAGACAUUUGAUACUAAAAGUUGACUAUUUUUCAAGCACUGUAGGAGGAAAUGAAAUGAUGUUGGUGUUCAAUA